Messenger RNA from Macrobrachium nipponense, 1609 nucleotides. Its product is annotated as glutamate receptor ionotropic, delta-2-like. Lineage: Eukaryota; Metazoa; Arthropoda; Malacostraca; Decapoda; Palaemonidae. The transcript has 12 exons. The record is from RefSeq and is a predicted model, not a curated record. The coding region runs from base 154 to 1446 and encodes 430 amino acids. Gene Ontology annotation, molecular function: ligand-gated monoatomic ion channel activity. Gene Ontology annotation, cellular component: membrane.
GUCACACAAACCGUCACCGACAGCAUCUCUGAAAGGUUCAAGGAACCAGUCGUCAUCUCUUGAGUAAAGCACUUUUUCGCCCAGGGGCUUUAGGAUCAGAUCGUGCCCAAUUCGGCUACAGGUGUACGUCAGCUUUUCCCAGGCCAACCCACCAUGGCGUUUAAUUCGUCACGGUGUUUGGUUCUGUCUGCCAUACCUUACAUGCCAUUCCUCAUGCUGUCGGACGAUCCCCAGACCGCCAAAAUUACUGGCGGGACGAUGCUGGAAGUGUUCAAGCUACUUUCGGAAUACAUGGGCUUUUGUUACAGGUAUGAAAUCUCGAGGGACUACGCCGGAGGUCUGAAGCUGCCCAACGGCUCGUGGACUGGGGUCGUUGGCAAAAUUCUAACGGGGGAGGCAGAUAUGUCAGCUAUAGGCCUAGGCAUAACGGAGCCUAGGGCCAAAGCUGUGGACUACUCGGAGUUCCUGUACCAAGACGAAUGGACGGCGACUUAUGCUCGACCCUCCCUCGAAUCAGACAUCGCUGGCUUCGUGAAGCCCUACACUCUCCCUAUGUGGCUAAUGAUACUGGCGACGGUAGCGCUAUCAGUAGGCGCCAUCUUUUUCACGAGAGCGGCUAACGACCGCUUACAACAGAGGUGGGGCAAUGGAGUUACUGAAGAGGUCAGCACCACUUCAGGAACGUCAGGUGUAGGUGAGGCCUGCAUGUGGACUUUGGCAACUCUUCUUUCACAGUCCAUGCCCUGGAAAGUGGAUGGUUUACCUGUGAAAAUGAUCACUUGCUUUUGGCUACUGGUGUCUUUCAUCCUUGGCAACGUUUACCGCUCGAACCUCAUGGCUAUGCUCAUCCUGCCCAAAGUAGCCCUGCCCUUCACUAAUCUUGAUGAAUUGGUGAAAUCUGGCCUCCCUGUGUGGGUGCCUGUCUAUUCUGUGCUCCAUCUGAGUGCCAUGAAUUCUCCGAGGAAUACAUCGCUUGGUCGCCUCUACAAUCAGUUUGUGAAGCCUGAUGACUUUGUCGAUAUUGCAAAGGCCCUGAGGGGAGUUCACGCCAAACAGUUUGUCAUUACUGGACCUCGAACAGCUAUGGAGCAAAUCACGGAUCAGUACUUCUCCAAGUUGGGUUACUGCUCCCUGUACGUGAUGCCAGAGAGUAUGAUGACACUAAUAAACCUGAGCCUGCUCUUCAGGAAAGGCUCCCCGUUGAAAGCAAAGUUUGACCCAGUAAUCAUGCGCCUAAAGGAAACUGGUAUUCUUCAACAUUUAUACAAGAAAGCGGUAGCAAAUGCAACUGAAUGCCUGAAGCCAAUUACCAUAAGUCCCGGAUCCUCAUCACUACGACCACUGGAUCUUAAAGAUUUCUUUGGAGUCUUCAUGAUUUUUGGCGGAGGUUCUUUUAUUGGUCUUCUGGCAUUCCUCAUUGAAUUCUUGGUGGGGCAUAAAAGGUAAAAAUAUUUGCCUCAGUUGAAGAUGACGACAGCCAAAUUACAUGGCAAAUAUGGAUUUUUUGACCCCAGUUACGGUAUAUCUACUGAAUGCUUAAACAACAAUGUAAUUUCCUCAUUUACCAUGUACCAUGUAAAUCUCAAUAUGGUAUUUAUUUUAUUUUCCA